AUGAAGCUUAAGACGUUGAGUCCUCGGAUUCUGUCAGAUGCCAAUGUCAAAGCGAAGUCUUUUAAUGGAAGUUUUUUACCAGAGACUCUGGUUGGUAAUUCAGAUUUUUUUCAUGAAAUAUUCAAAGAAAUAUUUAAGUUUCCAAAAACUUUGAAGAAGAAGAAGGAGGAGGAGGAAAUGGGAAAAAGUUUGAGUAUGGAGUAUAAUUGUUGA
Sphenostylis stenocarpa is the source of this 213-nucleotide messenger RNA. Lineage: Eukaryota; Viridiplantae; Streptophyta; Magnoliopsida; Fabales; Fabaceae. The record is from the annotation of a GenBank genome assembly.